CUUCUUUGCUCUUUCGCGUUCACAAGCUCACUUUCGUUUCUCGUUCCCCUUCCCCUCCUUCCGUCUCUUCAACUCUCCGCUGGACCUCGACAGACGGGAAGAAAGCAAAGAUCGGAAUACCUCAGGGUCUCGCUUUCUGUCAUCGCAUUCAACCUUUCCCUUCCCUUCGUAUCUUGAACCCAGGAUUCUCUGCUUUGAUAGCUCACUCGUUCUUUUGCUUGAUCGAAUAUCUGGCUUUGCACACACUCUUUACUCAACUAAGUCUUGGCUUCGCGCUCUCUUUGCUCAACUAAGGGUCUUCACCGUGUGGGCUCUCUACAUCGCAGCCCAGUUGAAAGCAACAAUUGCCAACGUGGAUAUUGUGCUUAGAUACAAUCUUGACGCGUGGGCGUGCUUUCUCUCCAACGAUUCGUAAUCCCUUGAGGGAGCGAGAUGCGCAAGGUCAUAGGGUUGCUUAGAGCGCCACAUGCAGGUGUCUCCAAUGCUCACCUUGCGGCUAAGCGCGGUCGAGUGGGGCGCAGGACAGGGAAUCCGUCCAACAGAGGUGUGGGCAACGUUCAUGGUGGUCAGACAAGUUCCUUGCUUCUCCAACCUCCUUCAUCUUCCUCCCCAUCUUCGUCUCCCUCCUCAUCUGCGCCCCCCUCUUCAUCUGCGCCCCCUUCUUCCUCAUCUUCACCUCCUUCGUCUCCCAGCUCAACGCCUUCGCCUACUACGCUUCCGCCUACUUCGCUAGAGGGUCACGGCCAUGAUAAAAGCACUUCAAGCACCCAAGCAACGGUUAUUCUAGAUCCUUCAACCCCGGCCCCAACCCCCACUCCUCUUCCUUCGCCCUCCCCUUCAUCUGCCAAAGAAGGGGGAAAUCCCCUUAAAGGAGGAAACAAAACCGUCGUGACCACUGACCCCUCCCUCACUUCCACGUCUCCUACGUCUUCAUCCCCGACUUUAGAUCUCUCAAGCCCCAACCAGACACCGGGUCAUGGUAAAGGUCCAUCAGAUAAAGUCCCUGGUAAUUUCAAUUCCUCUCCAACACCUUCUCCGACACCUUCUCCGACCCCUCCUCCGACCUCUUCUCCAGCCUCUUCUCCAACCUCUUCUCCGCCUUCCAAAGGCAAAGGGAAGCUAGCUGGCGACAUUGGAAAAGUUGUCCAAGAUUCAACUAGUGACUUCAUUUCCACUCCUUCAUCCCAGGUUCUGUCAGACGCCACUUCGACAUCAGACAAAAACCCAGGCCAUUCAAAGGCCAGUCCAGAUCCUUCUCCAACCUCUUCUCCAGCUUCCAAGGGCAAGGGAAAGCUCGACAACAACGUAGGGACUUCGCUUGUCGGGGAUUUAACCAAUACUCCCAUCCCCACUUCUUUCGCCCCUCCCUCCGACUCAUCUGAAGCCCCGUCGAAAACAAAAGAUAAAGGAGGUCAUGGGACUGGUCCUCUGGAUACAACCUCUGUCAAUCUAGAUCUCUCUUCAACCUCUUCUCCGCCUUCCAAGGGCAAGGGAAAGCUAGGAAAAGUUGUGGAUGAUUCAACCAGUGCUCCCACUCCUAUUCUAACGUCUUUCACGCCUCCCCCCGCCUCAUCUGAUCCUCCGUCGGAAACGACAACUGAUGGAAAAGGCCAUGGGAAGGGUAAAGUCCUUGAUAAUCUUGGUUCUUCUUCGACCGCUUCUCUACCUUCCAAAGGCAAAGGAAAGCUAGGAACAGUAGUCGGUAAUCUGAGUAGCGACCCUGUUUCCACUCCCUCUGCCUCACCUCAAGAUCCGUCAACAACAAAGACUGAUAAAGGAAAAGGCCACGGGAAAGUCCUCGACAACCUCGGUCUUUCUUCAAUCCCUUCUCUGCCUUCCAAAGGCCAAGGAAAGCAGGGACACACCGCAACGAGUGAUCUUAUUCCCACUCCCUCUGUCCCACCUGAGGUCCCGUCAAGCACAGAAACCGAUAAAGGAAAAGGCCAUGGGAAGGGUAAGGUCGUCGACAGCGUCGAUUCUUCUUCAACGCUCUCUCUACCUUCCAAAGGCAAGGGAAACCUAGGAAAACUCCUCGAUAAUCUCACUAGUAUUCUCAUGCCCACUCCAUCGACUGACGCCCCGUUGGAAACGAAGACCGAUAACGGGAAAGGUCAUGGGAAGGAUAAGGUGCUCGACAGUCUUGGCCCUUCUCCGACCCCACCUUUCAAGGGCAAGGGGAAAGUCGACGAUAAUUUAACUAGUGCUCUCGUUUCCCUUCCCUCCGUAUCGACUGACGUCCCGUUGGCAACAAAGACCGAUAACGGAAAAGGUCAUGGGAAGGAUAAGGUGCUUGACAGUCUUGGCCCUUCUCCGACCCCACCUUUCAAGGGCAAGGGGAAAGUCGACGAUAAUUUAACUAGUGCUCUCGUUUCCCUUCCCUCCGUAUCGACUGACGUCCCGUUACCAACAAAGACCGAUAACGGGAAAGGCCAUGGAAAGGAUAAGGUGCUCGACAGUCCUGGCCCUUCUCCGACUCUACCUUCCAAGGGCAAGGGGAAAGUCGACGAUAAUUUAUCUAGUGCUCUCAUUCCUACACCCUCCGCAUCGACUGACGCCCCGCUGGAAACACAAACCGAUAACAGGAAAGGCCAUGGGAAGGAUAAGGUGCUCGAUAGUCUUAACCCUUCUCCAACUCCGCCGCCUUUCAAGGGCAAGGGGAAAGUCGACGGUAAUUUAACUAGUGCUCCUAUUCCCACCCCCUUGGUAUCAUCGGAGGCCCCGUCAGAAACAAAAACAAAAACGGAUGAAGGACAAGGUCAUGGAAAGGGAGUUGUAACCAAAGUCGUUGAUGACACAGGCAAAACGAUUAAGUCGGUCGUGAGUGAUAAGGUCGGAGGUGGGACCGAUAGUGGUUUGCAUGGAUCCGCUACUGCUACUUCGAACAGCCCCGCUUUGACGCCUCCUGUUCCUCAACCCACUAGUGCUCUUGGAGGAUCUACUUCAAGGAGAUCUAAACAUAGGCCGCCUCCUUCACCUCAAACGUCAAACCCUAGUGAUGGUGACACCUCCAAGUGGGGUGGAGGCAGUACCUCAAAUGGUGAUGACCAUCAUCAUGGAGGCAGCAGUACCACCAACGGCCUUGAAGGAUCGUCCAUUAGUGGUUCUACUCCGAAUCAUACUCCCCAUCUUGCCCGUCCCUCGCCUCCAGAUACUACCACUUGGGAUGUGAAACCUCAUCCUGCCACUACAACAUCCGCCUCCAGAGGUAGAGAGACCCCCAGUUCUUCGACUCCUACGACCACCAUGUCUAUCUCCUCGGGAGUAUCCUACACGGUUUCUGACGGGAUCACAGUCCCUCUUUCGAUCGUAACAGUAACGAGCGAUGGAUCUGUAAUUACAGUUCCUACCGCACUUUCGGAAUCGAUCUCGUGGAUCGUUUCUACCUCCGGCACGAAGGUCCUCACGAUUCCCACCAUGCUCCCUGGAAAUCCGUCGUCUGUCAGUGUGAUACCUCAAUUGGGCAGGCAAACGGAUACCACGUCGUAUACCGGAAGUAUGUACUAUUCCACUGAUAGUACAGGCGGGAUUUGGGGACCUUUCCCUACAGAUGGGGGUGGUACCACAGGUCCGGGCCGAGGAGGUACGGGCAGCAUGUCAACGUCGAAGAGGGGGCUUAAUCCUGCCAUUUGGUCUGUCAUUGCUAUUGCGCUGGUUUUCCUUUUGACAUUCCUUGGGUUGGUUCUGAGGAGGAAAAUGUAUGCCAGACAGCGUCAGGCCAGGAUUCGAGAGUGGAGUGCUGCUUCUGGGUGGACGGAGGGUGUUGAGAGGGGGAUUGAAGGUGGCCCGCAGGUUUAUGCCGCGGGUGCGGUGGUGGGAGGGAAAAAGAGGAGCAGAGGUAUUGAGGGUGGAAGACAUCUAAGCCAGGAUAGUUUCUCGACGCCCGAACAGAGUGUCAUCCGAGGAGUUUGGGCAAGAGACUCUAUACAGAGUUUGGCUCCACCUCCGUCUGUUCGUCUGUCCGACCCCCCUUUGUCAAAGAUCAGUUCCUCUAUCUUGAGCCGGGCCUCGUUUGACGCCGCUGGGCUUGGCAUGAGCGCUGGUGAGAGGAGGGCGUCUCAACUUGAACAGCGACGAGAGCAGUUAUCGACAGUAGAAGGCGCGAGAUCUGGUUCACCCGAGAUGAUCCAGAUUCCACCUCCUGCUUCUAGUUCGUUGACUCCUGGGAGGUGUCGUACUGCUGAUUUGACGCUCUCUCCUACUUCGCUGUUCCCCGCUACUGGGGGGCUUCUUCAUGGAGACCCUUUCGCUGACCGUCCACACGAUAGACGCAGCGAUGAUGGGAGCACCGUUUCCCCUAUGUCGUUUGAAUUUGGGGAUUUGACGGCGUUUCCCACCCCCCUGGGUUCAUCAGAAUUGGGAUCUGAUGGAUUGGCACCCAUCCCUCGAACCCAUGAAGGUGUAUCGGUUCACGAGGAUCCAUUCGCUGAUUAUCCCAAUGUAAUGCCUUCGCCUAUACCUUCUUCAGCUGAACGAUCCAUGUUUGGAAACGGUGUCAUGGCUAACCAUUCUUCCACUUCCCUGCCGACCAGUGUUCACCGAGCUAUUAUUGGACCUGGGAUGUCGAGUUCGAGAAACAGCCCUUCCAAUGCACAAGUUGUACGCCCCUGGAGCCCCACAGCUCCAGAGGAGAUAGCUGACACCGGCGGAGGGUGGGCCUUUGUGAAGAAGACGGAACCUGAAACCGGGUUAGUCAGGAGAGGGUUUGUCCCUGUGAAUUGUUUGAUGGAUGGACCCAGUCCCGGAAGCACCGCUGGGUCUUGUGGUCAUUCUGUAGUCUCCGGAGGUGGAAGUGCUUAUGCGGACGCGGACGUGCUGCCAGGCACAGCGCUGUGACCUCCUCCUCUCCUCCAAGUCGCGCAUCAGAAAUAUGCCAUACUUUCUAACGUUAUCUCGCUGCCAGCUGACAUCCACUCGUUUUUCGAAACUUGGUGGUGGGGGCGCCAUUUGUCCUUUUGUUAUAGAACGCACCCGUUCUCGCCUUUACCUUCCAUCAUCGCAGUGGCAUUCGAUCGUGUAUCUAUUUUAUCAGUCUGUUUUCCCCAAGGCUUUGAUUCCUUUAUUUAUUAUCGCCUCACCUUGACAGUUGCUUUCUUUGUCCAUUGAAUGGAUUCAGUUGCGGCCGCCACAGCUUUCUCGUUCGUGAGUGUCCGCACGCACACCCUCUCUUAUUUGCCGGUUCUUGUGUGGGUUUUGUUAUACUCCAAGCGACCCUGUCAGCUCAAGCCUGACUGAACUUAUUCUUCACGCUCCACCAUAAUCUCAACCUUACUCUUACAACGUCUUAUUCUUUACUCCGGAAUUUG
This is a messenger RNA of Cantharellus anzutake, 5303 nucleotides long. RefSeq lists its product as uncharacterized. The record is from RefSeq and is a predicted model, not a curated record. Bases 433 to 4833 code for a protein of 1466 amino acids. Lineage: Eukaryota; Fungi; Basidiomycota; Agaricomycetes; Cantharellales; Hydnaceae. The transcript has 5 exons.